This is a messenger RNA of Diorhabda carinulata, 1857 nucleotides long. It is a transcript of the gene calypso, whose product is annotated as ubiquitin carboxyl-terminal hydrolase calypso. Bases 130 to 1773 code for a protein of 547 amino acids. Gene Ontology annotation, molecular function: cysteine-type deubiquitinase activity. NCBI's taxonomy places the organism in Eukaryota, Metazoa, Arthropoda, Insecta, Coleoptera, Chrysomelidae. Gene Ontology annotation, cellular component: cytoplasm. The transcript has 4 exons. The record is from RefSeq and is a predicted model, not a curated record. Gene Ontology annotation, biological process: ubiquitin-dependent protein catabolic process; protein deubiquitination.
UAUGACGUCAAUUUUGAAUUAGUGAGUUAAUGCUUAGCCCUCAAUAACAUUUGACAUUUAUUUUUGAUUUUGAGGUUAUCCAACUUUCAAUUUAAUUUGUUUACUUGUCUAAUAAACUGGAUAAUUAAAAUGCCUGUAGAUAUAAAAGAACUUACCGAAGGAUGGCUCGAACUAGAAAGUGAUCCAGGUCUAUUCACUCUUCUUUUAGAAGAUUUCGGGGUUAAAGGUGUACAAGUGGAAGAAAUAUACGACCUAAACAAGCCAUUAGAUAGUCCAGUUUAUGGUUUUAUUUUUUUAUUUCGGUGGGUGGAAGAGAGGCGGUCACGGCGUAAAGUCGUGGAACAAAAUGAAACUUUCGUUAAGGAUGAAGAUAUUGUGAAUAAUAUAUUUUUUGCUCAACAAAUGGUACCAAAUAGUUGUGCAACUCAUGCAUUGAUUUCAAUUUUAUUAAAUUGUCCAAAUAUACAUUUGGGAGAGACGCUUGCUAGGCUAAAAGCUCAUACACAAGGUAUGAGUCCUGACAAUAAAGGUUGGGCAAUAGGAAAUACCCCAGAGCUAGCUUGUGCACAUAAUUCACAUGCAAUGCCACAAGCGAAAAGAAGAUUGGAAAAAGGAAGUGGUGUAACAACUGGGCGCUUCACAGGAGAAGCAUUUCAUUUUGUAAGUUUUGUCCCAAUUGGAGGAAGGUUAUUUGAACUAGAUGGAUUAAAACCUUACCCUAUAGACCAUGGUCCAUGUAAUGAUAUGGAAUGGACAGAUAAAUUUAGGAGUGUUAUUACUGAUAGAUUAGGUAUAACUGCAGAUGAAUAUAAUGAAAUAAGAUUUAAUUUAAUGGCUGUAGUUCCCGAUAGACGAUUAGCCAUCCAGCAUAAGCUUAAAAUGUUAAGAACAAAUAAACAGAUAGUUUUAGAUGCCCUGCAGCAUUUAGUUAAAAUUAAAGAUAAGGGAGGUGGAAUCAAAAAUGAAACUUCUAUGCAAGCUGGAAAACAUUCUAUAACUAAUAAUGUUGAUGAAUCUGCAGAAUCAACUAAAGAAGAAAUCUCUGAAGAAGAAGCAAAAAAUACUAAACCUGAAACAUCAUCUACUACUAGUAAAGUUACUCUUUGUCCUUUAGACUAUGCAACACCUUUAACAAUACAAACUUCGCCUGCUCCCAGUACAUCAGGUACUGAUACUCCUUCUGAUCUCGGAUCUGCUUUCAAUUCUCCUACACAAACAUGGAAUUGGGCGAACUCUGCAGCUGGUCAAAAUAGUCCUACUUCUAAGGAUUUAAAACGGUUUGUUGUUCUCAGAAUGGCUGAACAAGAAGAUAAUGAAAAAAGUGUUUCUAGAAUUAAUACUGAAGCUCCAGAACACAAAUCUGGCCGAGGUCAUGCUAGAGUACAUACGAGUGAUGGAGAUCCUGUAAUAGCAGAGAAGAAAAAUCAAGAGCUUCUAGAGCCACACACUUUUGCUCCUAAAGAUCUUCUGGCAUUACUACGUAACCUCGAAAAUGAAAUCUGCAUGUGUGAGAUGAGUUUGAAAGAUGAAAAUGACAAACAGAACAAAUAUAAGGUAGAUGAUAGUAGAAGAACUCAUAAUUACGAUGAAUUUAUUUGUACCUUCCUUUCAAUGUUAGCUGAACAAGGAAAAUUGGCUGAUCUAGUUGAAUUAAAUCUUGUUGUACCAAAGAGACCUAACAAUUCUACUCCUGUACCCAAACCAACUAAAAAGAAGAAAGAUGGAGGAAAAAGAAAGAAAAAAGGGAGAUCCAAAGUGAAAAAAAGGCGUUAAUAUUUUUUUUACUUUAUUUAUUUUCUUUUUACUUAUACUUUAUACACUUAUUAUAUAUUUACUAAAUAAAAAUGCUAUACACAA